CUCCUCCACGACCACGCCCUCCUGCCCUCUCCCAUCGUCGCCACCAGCUCCUUCUCCCCGGCGUAUCGCUAUCGUACGGUGCGGCUGCAGCGACGACCGUUCCCCGGCGAGUAGCCAAGAGCGGGAGACAUCAUGAGCGGAGGCGUAGAGCCGGAGACCCCACCGAGUAGCGGUGGCGGCGGUAGCCCCAUGGCCCGCAAGCCGCCGCGCCACCAGCUCACGUCCAUCCGGCACUGCUCCAGCAGCGCCCGCAUCGCCGCAGCCUCCACGGACUUGGAACUGGAAUCAGGGACACUGAGCUUGAUAUCACCCACAGACAUCCGUCCCGCCUUCCUGCCGAUCUUCCGGUCUGGGAGCUGCGCCAAUAUUGGGCCGAAAUCGUACAUGGAGGACGAGCAUGUUUGCAUCGACAGCCUCAUCGAGCACCUCGGAAUGCGCACUCCUGGUAUCCCUGCCCCGGGUGCCUUCUACGGGGUGUUUGAUGGUCAUGGUGGUACAGAUGCGGUCUGUUUUGUUCAGAAGAACAUACUGAAGUUCAUAAUCGAAGAUGGUCACUUCCCAAACAGUAUGGAGGAAGCAAUCAAAAGUGCAUUUGUAAAGGCUGAUCACGCCAUUGCAGAUUCACAUUCUCUUGACCGUAAUUCGGGGACUACAGCAUUGACGGCCCUUAUUUUUGGCAGGACAUUGCUUGUUGCAAAUGCAGGAGAUUGUCGAGCAGUAUUAGGAAAGCGAGGACGAGCCAUUGAGCUGUCGAGAGAUCACAAACCCAACUGCAAGACUGAAAAGCUGAGGAUUGAGAAAUUUGGUGGCGUAGUCUUCGAUGGCUAUCUCAAUGGUCAACUGUCUGUGGCAAGGGCAAUCGGCGACUGGCACGUGAAAGGUUCCAAAGGGUCUAUAAGCCCUCUCACUCCGGAACCUGAAUUUCAGGAGGUUAGGCUCACCGAGGAAGACGAGUUUUUGAUAAUAGGAUGUGAUGGCCUUUGGGAUGUGAUGACCAGUCAAUGUGCCGUAUCGAUGGUAAGGAAAGAGCUGAUGGCUCACAAUGAUCCUGAAAGGUGCUCAAGAGAACUUGUUCAGGAAGCGCUCAGACGAGACACUUGUGAUAACCUAACUGCAGUGGUUGUAUGCUUCUCAGCAGACCCACCCCCUCAAAUUGAGAUCCCAAGAUUCCGGGUACGAAGAAGUAUAUCAAUGGAAGGAUUGCAUAUGCUAAAGGGUGCUCUCGACAGUAAUGCCUGAGCUCAAAUUUUGUCUUCUCUCGCGUAACCCUUUUGUUGUAUGAUCUUUUAUUAUUUUUGUUCUCUCAAAGUUUUGCCCAGCUGUCUCUGCUAUAGGUCUCGGAAUAAGUUGUGUAGAAUCAUCUUCUAAAUUUUGUUGAGGUGUAGGCUAAUCAUUUUGCGGAGUUAAUGAUUUAUUUGUACUGGCUAGCAUUUGACUGUCCACAAUGUAAUUGGGCAAUGCCUGACAUUCUUAUUCUGGUACAAACGACAGUUGUCAUAGCUGAUCAA
Messenger RNA from Lolium rigidum, 1508 nucleotides. RefSeq names its product probable protein phosphatase 2C 47. Gene Ontology annotation, molecular function: protein serine/threonine phosphatase activity; cation binding. The transcript is spliced from 5 exons. The record is from RefSeq and is a predicted model, not a curated record. Lineage: Eukaryota; Viridiplantae; Streptophyta; Magnoliopsida; Poales; Poaceae. Gene Ontology annotation, biological process: protein dephosphorylation. Bases 133 to 1239 code for a protein of 368 amino acids.